Messenger RNA from Trichoderma harzianum CBS 226.95, 474 nucleotides. RefSeq lists its product as hypothetical. The transcript has a single exon. Lineage: Eukaryota; Fungi; Ascomycota; Sordariomycetes; Hypocreales; Hypocreaceae. The record is from RefSeq and is a predicted model, not a curated record. The coding region runs from base 106 to 360 and encodes 84 amino acids.
ACCAUGAAUCUAUUCUUCGUGUUUCCCAUCUGAUUACACCCAAUAGGUGUGUGAGAUUCUGGUAUGCGGCGUGUAUGGUAAAAUGACAUAUUGCAGUGUGUAGAUAUGAAAAAUGCCACUUUCAAGAUUCUAGGCAGUUUGUUGGUCGUGUCAAAAUUUGUCAGCGUGAUAUUGCUAUCCCAACAAUUGACUUUGAAUUCGAUGGGCAAUCCAUUCUUGAGUAAUGAGGCUCACUCAGAAAGUGAGGGCUCAUACAUUAAAACGUUUUACGAAGAAGUAAAAGAGUUGAAGUAUAUGUCAGGCGGCCACGGUAAGUUGCUGCCAGGUCCCCAAGCCCAGAUGGACAAGCUAGACCUUUGAUGAUAGUGAUGAUGAUGAAUUUGCGUGGUGGGCUCCAUCAUCUGUCACCUCAGCUUGGGUUGGACUCUCAGAAUCCCGGCGGCGGCCUGUAUCAUUCCAGGAACAGACGAUAAG